AUGGAAAGGAAUAUCAUGGUCGAGAAGAUUCGAACCGCUCCAGGAACUCCAAUCUUUUCUGGCGAACAGCCAAGCCUUUCAAUCGCAACGUCUUCCCUGGACUACCACUCGCUGGAGAGUGACGUCUUGUACAAUGCAGACCCAGAAAGACGCUGGAUUGAGGCAACGAUCGUCCUUUCCGAUAAAGCCAAGUGCAAAGACGAGACAUUCAUGAAGACCAUAUUUUAUGGUACAGUCUAUUUUCUAUGCCAUCAAAAACAAACCCCGCAAAGACCAACAUGUGAUACCAUCCUUCCUCUGGAUGGUAAUCCUCUAGCUGAUGGAACAACACUUGCUAUCCUUCAAAGUCGGGUUGAUGCUGCCAUACUGACCAUUCGGCUUGAUGAUGAAAGUGCCAGCAGUGACCGUACCCGGAUUACUGAAAUCAACAAAGUGCUUGAUGAAGGAAAUGCUAGAGCAAUUGGAGGAAUCACUAUCAGGCCCAACUAUGCAACAUUCCGAUGGAGGAUCGAAGACUCUGUAGGGGACGGAUUUCCCAAUAUGAAUUUUGAUAAGGAGGAAAGAGCUAAAAAUAGACAUUGA
This is a messenger RNA of Bacidia gigantensis, 582 nucleotides long. RefSeq lists its product as uncharacterized. The coding region runs from base 1 to 582 and encodes 193 amino acids. The transcript is spliced from 2 exons. NCBI's taxonomy places the organism in Eukaryota, Fungi, Ascomycota, Lecanoromycetes, Lecanorales, Ramalinaceae. The record is from RefSeq and is a predicted model, not a curated record.